Hydractinia symbiolongicarpus is the source of this 916-nucleotide messenger RNA. RefSeq lists its product as uncharacterized. NCBI's taxonomy places the organism in Eukaryota, Metazoa, Cnidaria, Hydrozoa, Anthoathecata, Hydractiniidae. Bases 58 to 864 code for a protein of 268 amino acids. The record is from RefSeq and is a predicted model, not a curated record. The transcript is spliced from 2 exons.
UGAGUAGAGAAAUAUUUUCUUUCCUUUUAUUUUCAUGAAUGGUUCGUUUAACACAAUAUGGCACAAAAUUUGGUGUUCUUAACUUUUAUAUGUUUGAGUGUCACGCUUCAUGUAUCAGGACUCCUCUUCGGUUAUAAAAAGAGUAAAGCGGAGAGUUCUUUUUACACUUGCGCUGACUUAAAAACACGUGUACCGAGAGUGUAUUCUGGUGUUCGAUUCAUCAGUUUACCGUCAGGAUACUAUGAAGUGUACUGCGAGAUGAGCAUCAACGGAGGAGGCUAUACAUUCGUUUCUGAUACUUUACUCUCCACCAUGACGCAGGAAGAUUUGAACUUGUUGUUUCGCAAUCGAACGGACGUCUUGAUGAGAAUCUCAAAACCAGAUGGAUCACAGCCAUACACUGUUGUCCGUCAGCUCAACCAAAGAAAAGGAUUACGCAUGUACCUUAACAAUAAGUUCCUCAUACAAAAACCUGCUAAUAAUCACAUGGGACAGUUUCUAUAUCUGGACACAAUUUAUGGCAAAAGUUUUCAUAAAGGAGACAUCAACGGAAUAAUAUCAAAUUCUAAACCUGUUACCUACAAUACUUGCACUAAAGAAUAUCAAGGGCAUUUUGCAUUCUUCUUAAACCCGGACGAGCAAAAACCCCACCCAUCCCACUCUCAUUUGAGAAUAUAUGAGGAAGGUGGUGUGGCGGUAGACUGGAGAGGAACCGCUAGAAGACCAUACUCUGGGCGACGAAUGCCAACAAAUUACUUUUUCUUCACAGAGCUUCAUUUUGGGGCUUGUGGCACCUACACUUCCAGUGAUAGAUGGUUAAGUUCUCGAUAUCCUGCUUUGGGUACAGCUAUAGGCAUGCGUUAAAUAGGAGACACUUAAGAAUAGUUUUCCCGAAUAAAUAUGGAAUUGUCAGAAA